GGUGUGUGGAUGUCAUUGGCUUGAUCUCUUGCAGUUAUGACAAUUACUUUCAACUUUAGACCAAAAGAAAUGAAUUAUUUUGCAUGAUUACGCCGGUGUGAAUUUAACACUAUCAAUUGAUAACGUUGUUGUCUGUGACAAUAUCACGUGAGAAAAGUGUGCCAUUAUCAACACCUAUGGUGCCAUAAUCUGCAUCUGCCGGUUUGGGGAAGUCAAUUUUACGUCAAAGAUGGGUACCAGCAAUCUUCCUACUACCUCACAGAAUGACCUUGAUGAGCGCAAUCAUAUUCAGCUGCACGAUUCGCUGUCACCUUCUUUGUUGGCGUCUGUUGGGCCCGCAUGUUUGAACAUGAGAACUGCUCCUCAUGAUGCGGGAUCUUAUAACACAUCCAGAGACAAGAUAAAACAAAAUGUUUUGUCUGAUGAAUCGUCUCAAAAUGGCUUGAAAAUUACAAGAAGGCUUGGACAGAGCUGCUCCAGUGAUGAAACGACGGAAAGUAGAACCGUUAUUUCGAUGAAAAUGACGAAUGAGCCUGCGGAAAUGAAAGGCCAAAGUUUCGAAUCGGCAGAUGAUAUGGAGCCUAGUGAUAAAAAUGUUCAGUCAUUUAGAAAUGGUGAUUCAGAUUUGCACUCGAACACUGAAGAUUCCUAUAAAGAAAUCAUAGUUACUCACCGUAGCUCAGCUCGUGAAGAACAUCACACACAUGCCCGGGGUGCUAUCAGUUUACAUAAAAAUAGAAUCCAAUCGACGAAUUCUGCGUUCUCUGCAGAAAAUAUUGUCCAUAACGUCAGUCCUUUAUCAGCUUCAACGAGGAAUAUUCCCGCUAUUUUUUCAUCUUCUAGCAAUUUAUCUCUUAAUCACAACGACCUUCCCAAUUCUCGAGCUCUGUUUUCUCGUUCCCGAGUGUCCACCUCUUCGCCUAACUUGACCACAGGCCGUGGCUCAGUCAACCCAGUUUCCCCGCCAAAUAUUUGCUCGGGACCGCCUUCCUCCACCAGCCCCACACUGCGGUCAGACGCUCCAGCGUCACGAGGCUCCAAGGGUUUUUCUCGGGUAGUGCCCAGCCUACAGGAGACCCUACUGGUCCAGCUGGUGCACAACCUGGGACGGGCUGUGUGGAAGUGGCGCGAUGACAACCCUAAGGCGACCCGGACAUUCAUCACGCGGUAUAGGAGCGCCGUGCCUGCCCACAUCAGGCGAAUGAUGCUGGAGCGAGUGCUGCGCGAGUACCGCGUGUGGCACACGGUGUCACUGCGGCUGCUGCAGCUGCUGCUCAGCGACGACUGCUGCUCGGGGGUGAGGGUGCAGCAAGUGAGGGUGUUCUUCAGGGACCAGUUCAUAUCCUGCCUCACUCCCCUCACACGCCUCACCGUACUCAGGAUAGAGGAUUCAUCGUGGCGGCUGCAGAACGUCCAGGAGUCGGAGCUGUGUCAGGCGCUGUCCCGCCUGCAGCAGCUGCAGGUGCUGUCGCUGCACUACCUCGCUACUGACGUCGUGCUCGCCACCACCGUCGAGAACUGCCAUGCACUUCGGGUGCUGGAUUUAUUCUUCUGUAGUGGCGUGACCGACCGCGGGGCGCAAUGGUUGCUAGGUCGUCCUGAUCCCGCGUUCCGCCAUGGACCGCAACUGCAGCCCAGACUGCGGAAGAAGAAGUGGUACGCUGCCGCCCUGCGCUGUAUCUCCACGCCGCUCCGUAGAAAGAGGAAAAAAGUCUCGAUUCAGCAGGACGUCAUUUACGACACUUACUGCACCAGAACAAUCCAAAGCUCGGUACCCUGCGAGGCAUCGGUUGGCAGAGGAAGAUCUCCGUAUCCGCAUUUCUCGUACGGGGAAGCGCCGGCGUUUGAUCUGUACUCAUGCAGCUCUGAUUGUGAUGACGCGAAAUUUGUGAUUGAAAAUACAUCGAAGAUUGUUUUGGCUAAUCUUACCUACUUGGAUCUCCGAGGAACCAGCGUACCGAUUUCAACGGUGGAAGCGAUAAGGAAAUUUAAGCCUAAAGUUAGAAUUUUAUCUCUCAAGGAGAGCUUGAAGUAAUAGUACAGAUUUUUCCCUUCAAUGUUCGCUCGACGGAGAUGUGUUUUUUUAAUAAAUGACGCCUUCUUAGUUGCAGCGCACUUUACCAAAUGAAAUUGGAUAUACCAGAUUAGGAAAAACGUUAUCGAGUCGACCACGCCACACGAUGGUUAUAAAUUGUUGAUGCAUAAGUUUGUAAUAUGUACGAUCAUGUUUUAUGAUGGUUAAUGUAAAAUGUUAUUAUGUGAUUCAACAAGUCACGUCAGCCUGGUCGGUUUUGCUGAACAAGCUAAAAGUCAGAAUUCAUUUGAAGGAUUUUCUGUUCUAAAGUAAUAUUUCAAAUGAAUGCAAGUCACCUCGCUUCAUCAUUGUAUGCUAGCAUUUUACUGAUUACUUAUUAGUCUAAGUUUAUAUUAUCGUCUUUUUACUGUGAUGUUGUUUGGGUCUAUCGCUCCUGAAGAAUCCCUUCUAAUUGACAUUCCCAAUCACCGAUCAUAGGAAGUUUCCUUGUCUCUGGAGGUGGGUUCCUCUUCGAAUAAUGUUUCCUCUAGUUUUGCUGUUGACUAUAUUUGAUUAUUUCAUAAAAUUUGAGUUUACAUGGGAAUCGUGUUAAAUUUCAAGGCAUGGAGUGAUUUUCAUAAAAUUAGACUAUUUAGGUAGUCGUAUGAAAUUUGAACUUUACGGGCAAUUACAUGAAAUUAGGAUUUGCCUACAAUUUGAAGGUAUUGGGAAAUCGCAUGGAAUUUGAUGUUAUUGGGUAACGUGUAAAUUUUAACUUAUAGCAAGGGUAAAACUGUGAUCGUAAAUUGUAUAGGCGUUAAUGACCCUGUUAGAAAUAAUACGGUUAUGCUUAUUAUUAUGGUUAAGUCAGAGUGAUUGUUGGGAAUUUAUUGAAAUCGUUUAAACCGUUGAACAGAUGGCUAAUUUGCGAAAAACAUGGAUGAGUAGUAAAGUAAUUUAUAAAUAACUGUUGAAUUUGAUGCGUAUUUUAUGAACUGUUGAAAAUUUCAGUCGGUACAUAGAACAUGUUAGAACUGCCAGUAAAUAAGAAGUUAUAGUAUAUGUUGAAUAUAUGUGCUCACCUUGCAGACACCAGUACGGCCAGUCUGUAUACACAUGAUAUAUUAAUAUCAAGUAGUUCAACGUUGUGUUCUACCAAUAAUUAAUUGUUUAAUUAGUUAAUUAAUGAAGCCAUGAAACAAUGUUAAGGAAUCAAGGAAAUUUACAUUUUGACAAAAUUGCUUCCGAAAUUCAUAAAACGUAUUAUAUAUUAUUUGGUCUCCAAGAAGUUUACAAAUUUGCGUACUUUAUUUAAUUCGAACUCAUACGUUAUUUUUAUUUAAUUAUUUGGUUAUGCAGUUACGUGAUUAUUGUCACAAAAACAUUAUAAUGAACCACACUUUGAAUAAUUGCAUUGACUAUAUACAGUAUGUCAAUGAUUGCUGCAUUAUUAACUAACCGCUAAUUUUUUACAUGUUUUUGCAUUAUUAAUUGAAAUAUUUAUUGCAAAUGUCCAUUUUUGGACAGAUUGGCGCUCGUUCUUAAUGGCAUUUCAUCGAAUAAAUCUACAUAAUAAUUAUUGGACGAUUGUUAAGCAGUCGCGUCACCAGACAAUAACAUGUUAGGUUAAUUAUGAGUGCAUUUUAUACUUGAUUGGGUGUACUUCUGUGAAAUAAACAUUCCAGUUCAUUUUCGACCAAUAUAAAAAUUUUAUCGGUUUAACCUCAUGUAAAUUUCAUUUACGUUUCAGGCGCCAUAAAUCACCAAUUUCAUACCAAUAGCAGAAUACGUCCAAGCCCGGUCCAAUGCUUUGACUAGCGCGGUUAUCAGUAUUAGAUUAGUAUUAAUAUCCUGCCAUUUCUAGAGAGGUUCAAAAUUAUAGUACUAGCUGAUGCCGUCCUAUUUCGCAAGAAAAUAUUAGCUCGCAAAUUACUAUCAGGAUUGUGAAUUUUCAAAGAAAAAUUCUAUGUGCGCAAUUUCAUAGCAUUUGCAUUGCAACGCCUAUGGCAUAUGCAACGUACUCCAGCUGUUAAUGAGGUUGCGUGAGAGACAGCGGUUUUUUCCUGACAAAUCAAAUUGAUUUAAAACCUUUAGUAUUGGGAAUCAAGAAUGGUAGGAUUAUUUAAAAUAACAUUCAAUAAAGUUUUGAAGGAUAAGGCAUCUGUUCCUGCAUGUCUUUUGUAUUGCGCAGUGUCAUUCACCCUGGUCUCCCUGCUCUUAUACAGCAUAGUUUUGGUGGAUAUUUUUUGUGAAUUUGAAUGUUUUUGGUUUCACCCAAGCCUGGAGCGGUCUUUAACUCAAGAAUAUGUCUACGAAUAACUACUUUGUACGAUAAUGCACUGAAAUUUCUGUAGUCGUGCUUAAAAAUUAAAUGUUUUGCAGAAUAUAUUAUUUACAUAAUU
Hyalella azteca is the source of this 4416-nucleotide messenger RNA. RefSeq lists its product as uncharacterized. The coding region runs from base 230 to 2035 and encodes 601 amino acids. The record is from RefSeq and is a predicted model, not a curated record. The transcript has 6 exons. NCBI's taxonomy places the organism in Eukaryota, Metazoa, Arthropoda, Malacostraca, Amphipoda, Hyalellidae.